This is a messenger RNA of Monascus purpureus, 2562 nucleotides long. NCBI's taxonomy places the organism in Eukaryota, Fungi, Ascomycota, Eurotiomycetes, Eurotiales, Aspergillaceae. The record is from the annotation of a GenBank genome assembly.
AUGCCAGAGCAUCGCCUGUCUCGACUGCUCAAAACGACGCUUCUGCGGCGAGCCUCGACGCCUUCCGUCUCGCAGUCCCACAAGGCGGAUGACAGAGCGGAGGAUCCGAUCGUUCCAGUUCCAAGCCUGCCGUCCGGGCCUGCUCCGCAGCUCUUCGCUCCCGUCGACUCCUUCUUCAAACCUCGCUCGCGCAGCGUUGUAUCCUCCCUGCCUAUCCCUAGUCCAUCCUUCGUUGACGAACCCCCUCCUCCUGUCUCCGGUUCCAACCCCGAUCCUGACUUCUUCCAGGGUCAGGGGGCCGACAGUUCGCCAGCACCGCCAGCCGUGCCGCCGCGGAAUAAACACCGCCACCACGACCCAUCGUUAUCUCAACACGCUCCGAAUCCCCCAGGAACAGCAACGGAUACGCCUUCGGACGAUCCCCAGCGACAGCAGCAGCCGGAGGAAGAACGCUCAAAGGGCCGUCUCCAGAGUGUCUCAUCGACUAGUUCCGGCUCCAGACCUGCCAAUUCCCCUCCGCAGACCACUCCUCUCACCGAAGGUCCCUCCACCGCGGCAACCACCCCAGGUGCUGCGUCGAGUCGUCCCAGUCAUCCUUCUGCCAAGCUACCGCAUGCUAACGAGACCGAAGUCGCCAAGGUUGCUACUUCGGACCCCCCACGCCCUGCCUCGAUCAAGACAGCAGAUGAACGACUUGUGAUCGAUCCCCAAUCGCCGUAUUUCGCUAACCCAACGGUGCCCAAACGUCCUACUCUUGCGGUUCGUCGGCAGUCGCUUCUCCCAUCCUCUCAGCAGCACCUGAUUGACGGUCUGUUGGAUCCGAAGCACCUGUUUCCCCACGGUGACUUGGAUACUGGCAAGCUUACCGUCAGCACGGAAAUGGCUUCACAGCGCAAGAUAUGGGUCAGAAGGCCUGGGGGAUCGGCUACGUUGGUUCCAAGUAUGGAGGAUUGGGUGGUAGAUGAGCUACGUGACCAGAUCCUCCGGAAGUAUGGCAAUUCUAUCGGCAGAAGUUUUGAUUCCCCCGAUAUCGUCAUCAAGGUUCUGCCGCGGGAAGGCUGCAACAAGAAGGCAACUCCAGAGCGGGUCUUGAAUCCAGAAGAACUGCUCUCCUCGGUAAUAGGUGCAUACUACCCCGGGGGGCAAACCGUCGAUGAGGCCUUAGUGGUUGAAGUUCCUCAGCGCCGGACUCCCAAACCAUCCCCGCGUCAUCAGAGCUACUACCACCAUCCCGAAGCUGGAGAGCAUGGGGACUACUUCACCCUUGUACCUGCUACCGGUGGGCAAAACCAGAAUGUACACACUGCCUCUUCCGCAUCGCACCAGCCUCAUUCGAUGUCAAUUCUCACUACCGGUGUCGCACCGCCGUUGCCUUCUCCUGGCAGUAUCUCUGGGCGACAUCCGCGCCGGCCUCCGCUGACUAGGCAUACAACAAAUUCCCCGACCAUGCUUGGGUCAGCCUUAAAUGUAAAGGAUACCGCUGUCCCAGGGAAUAACCAGCAUUCUGGCCAAACACCACCAGUCCCAGCUCCGCCAGUCCCACCACCGGAGCCCACUCCAAAGCAACCGUAUACGCCUCCAGCGCGUGUCGCAUCUCCCCAUCCAAACCGAAAAACGAAGGUAGCCGGGAAUAACAUGUCAUCGGCCUUCGGCGGUCUUAUCGAGGGUACAGUUCCCCCGAUUAACGUCCUAAUUGUCGAAGACAACAUCAUCAAUCAAAAGCUACUGGAAGCAUUUAUGAAACGUCUCAGUGUGCGUUGGAAAUGUGCCGCCAACGGUGAAGAAGCUGUCAGGAAAUGGCGUCAGGGAGGGUUUCAUCUUGUAUUGAUGGAUAUUCAGCUUCCGGUCAUGAAUGGCCUGGAUGCCACAAAGGAAAUCAGAAGGCUGGAACGUCUGAAUGGGAUAGGUGUAUUUCCCAAGACAGCUUCUGGACGAUCAAGCGCUUCGAGUGCCAAUGCAACUUCGCCUUCGGAGAAGAAUUCUCUUACCCCCCGGUCUCCUUCUAUCAAAGAGGAGGAUACACUACACGAUCUUUCAUUGUUCAAGAGUCCCGUCAUUAUCGUUGCAUUGACAGCUAGCAGCCUGCAAAGUGACCGUCACGAAGCACUGGCCGCUGGAUGCAACGACUUUUUAACCAAGCCUGUUGGCUUCCCCUGGUUAGAGCAGAAAGUCACAGAAUGGGGCUGUAUGCAAGCUCUGAUCGACUUCGAGGGCUGGCGAAAGUGGCGUGGUUUUGCAGAUCCUCCCCUGCCAUAUCCUUUGAUCGAUCACGGUAGCCCCAUGCAAGCAGGCGAUGGCAGCAAAGGCCUCCGAGUGCGAGAGAGAAGCUCAUCUCCCGUGUCUCCUCGCGGUUCGAUCAGCCACCACCGGCGGAAAUCUAGUGGACACAACCGGAAAGCAAGCAAUCAUUCCAAGUCACUACGAAGCGUUGCAUCCAGGAAUCUCCUCCAGGAGUCGUCGGAGAGUACAAGCGGGGGUGGAGAGACCUCAUCCGAUUCCCCGGCUAGUAUCGUCACAACGGUGAAAAUAAAGGGAGGCGCACUAAAAAACGGCGAACCUUGA